This is a messenger RNA of Formica exsecta, 2061 nucleotides long. RefSeq names its product venom serine protease 34-like. Lineage: Eukaryota; Metazoa; Arthropoda; Insecta; Hymenoptera; Formicidae. Gene Ontology annotation, biological process: proteolysis. Gene Ontology annotation, molecular function: serine-type endopeptidase activity. The record is from RefSeq and is a predicted model, not a curated record. The transcript is spliced from 7 exons. The coding region runs from base 901 to 2061 and encodes 386 amino acids.
GUCUACUAUAAUGAAAACGGACGUCGCGCGAAUCAAUGAAAGGCGAUGUAGAGACAUAGAUAUGCAUACAUAUGACAUUUCAUUCAAGUUCAUUCAACGUAGGGCCUGUUGGAGAGAGAGAGGCGAGAAGAAAGAGACAAAGAGAGAGAAAGAGAAUUGCCAUUUAUAAUAAAAUUGCUCCACCUCUACUUAUGUUCAAUUUAUUCUCGUUAAAAACCGUACGAUUGCAAAAGCAAUAGAACUAUCAAUUAUUUUCGAUAAAGAUACAAAAUUUUGAUUUACGAAAGUUUUAAUUCGUAACAUUGUCAGAACAGAUCUAUUGACUUAACGAGAAAGCUUGAGCAUGUCCCCAUACAUUUGCUGGACGAGCGAUAUAUAUGAUAUAACAACCGCAAUGCAGUUCUUAUUAAAUGACUGCCUGUCCCUGAGUUGUACCGUUUUACAUGAUGAUUUGCAAAUUUGAUUUCAUCGAUUGCCAAAGAAAUAUCCUAGUAAAUCCGUUUCUACAAUAUUAAGGAAACAGCAAAGUUGAAAGACUUCGUACAUUUUAGGGAGAGACGUAUCUUAAGUAUUGUAGUUAUAUAAUAAUGUGUCUGCGUCGCGUAAUAAUUUAUUCUUGAAAUACUCUUAGGUAACACUUGGCCACAGCUAACACAAUUAUCAUUACCAUUUCCGAGAUAAUUUAAGCGCCGACAAUUAUAGAUAGGGCGGCCUUGGUUAAAAAGUUAUAUUGCGUUUCAUAGAUUAUCUGAUUGAUAAUUAUCGAUAACGCAAAUUGAACGUAACAUAAUGUAUUCUCCCCAAAUUGUAUAUCUGUAACAAUUAAGAAAAUUUGUAAAUCAUUCCCUCGUACAUAUAUAGCUAUUAAUAAUAAAUUAUCUUUUUAUAGUUGGACUAUUCAUGCUGAAGCUGUCGUUAUGUUUUAUAAUGUCAAAUGCCUCGCUUGAUCAAAAUUGCAAUUAUUCCCAAUAUUUAAAACCUGGUAAUAUUUAUUACGUGUACAAUCCCGACUAUCCCAACGUUUCCAAAGGUCGACAAUCAUGUACAUGGAUUGCGGAAAGUGACUAUCGAGUGAAAUUAAUGUGCAAUAAAUUUAACAUACCGUGGAAUUUCAAUUGUGCCUUUGACAGGCUAACUGUACACGUGAAUAAAUCCGUAUCCCAUUCCUAUUGCGGAAAUGAGACAUUUAGCGUAGAAUCAACGGGAAAAGUCAUGACCAUUGAAUUAUCAACCGCAUUCUGGUCAUCGGGAGUUAAGUUUCUGUGCGGACUACAGAGAAUCGAAGAACCAGGACGCGAUAAUUGUACAUGCGGAUGGAAAAAUCCGACGAAAAUAGUGGGAGGUAUGGAAACUGGAGUGAACGAAUAUCCCAUGAUGGCUGGUCUCGUCGAUCCUUUUCAAAGAGAUGUAUAUUGCGGGGCAACCAUCAUAUCACAAAGACACGUUUUGACUGCCGCACAUUGUCUGACCGAUAGAAAUAUAAAUAACGUGGGCGUACUUGUAGGAGAUCACGAUCUUACUACAGGUGCAGACACAAAUGCUUCGCGCCUUUAUACUGUAUCCAAAUUUGAUAUAUAUCCUCUUUACAACGACGAGACUCUAGAAAAUGACAUAGCCAUAGUAACGACGAAUUCCAUUAUAAACUUCAGCGAGGAAGUUGGGCCGGCUUGUCUUCCAUUUCAACAUCAGUCCGAUUCCUUCGCAGGAAGUUAUGUAGAUUUAUUAGGUUGGGGAACAACACAAUUUGGCGGAAUGAAAUCAAAAACUUUACAGGAGGUUACGUUAACCGUAAUCACAUAUCGAGAGUGUAAUCGAUGGGAUCCGAAUUUAUUAUAUAGCCAGUUAUGUACUUAUGGAGAAAAGAAAGACACAUGCCAGUUCGACAGUGGUGGUCCCGUCCUUUGGAAGAAUCCUACGACGAGACGAGAGAUUCUCGUGGGUAUUAUCAGUUCCGGCUCCGGUUGCGGUAAUAAUGAACCAGGAAUAAACACACGUGUCGGCACUUACAUAGAUUGGAUUCUUCGUGUGACACCGGGUACCAAUUAUUGCAAGACUGAAUAA